Molecule: messenger RNA, 3196 nt
Organism: Phialemonium atrogriseum
Lineage: Eukaryota; Fungi; Ascomycota; Sordariomycetes; Cephalothecales; Cephalothecaceae
Exons: 4
Coding region: 77-3094 (1005 amino acids)
Source: RefSeq, a predicted model, not a curated record
CAACACUAUCCGCCAUUUCGCGAGGUCUGCGUUCGCAUUCUCAGGCUCUCUCGUUUAUUCGAGGCCAAAUGCAAUCAUGGCAGUUGAGACACCAACAAUGCGCCCGGGCAACUGGAAUCGACCUCCCCCGGACGCAACACCGCCAUCAAGAUCUAGAGCCUUACCUAGACCCCUGGAUAAUGUCUUUCAAGCUACUACGAGGCGGCUACAACUCAAGUCGGUCUUCGCCCAGCUGGUUUUGGAUCGGCACACUGCGACAAUGGCUAUCAAAACGUCGAUACCACCAGCUGUCCUUGUAUGCGCCAUUCAAUCAAAUACAUGGAUCAACCACUUCAAGACCAAUGCCUAUUUAGCUCCGAUCAUAUCCACUUGUGCUCUGUCAGGUCUUCCCCGGGCAAAGCUGAUUGAGCACAAUGUCCAACUCGCCUUUACAUUCGCCCUGUCAUACUGCUGGGUCCUACUCGCGGGCUGGUCUGGUCUACAAGCUAGAAAACACACCGUACACGACCUUGAGGAGCUGAAAGCCUAUAAUUCAUCUGCAGAAGCCGUCGUCGCCAUUUUCUUAAUAUUUGGGAUAUGGUGUGCGUUCACGCUGAAGUCAGCAUUUCCUACUUGGGGCCUACAAUGCACCUUGGCUGGCAUCUUUGCAGUCGCGACACUCCCCAGUGUUGCUCAAGCUCCCGGUAUGCCAGAAGUCCUUGAGGAGACUAGCAAUGUCUUGGAGUCCUUUCUGGCGGGGCAGGCUGUCGGAUUUGUCAAUGGCCUCAUAAUAUUUCCACAAAGCUGCAGAGGGGUCUUCAAGAGCGAUAUGAAAGCGUGUCUUGACGGAUUGGUGGCUGUUAUGCGGGCUCAGAGGAGAUGCAUAGACGAUCUAAGAUUAAGGAAGAUCUCUACCGAAGGAGAAGACGGACAAGGCUCGUCUGUCAGUCAACUUCAGGGUGCUCUGCAACAUUUUAUCAAUAGCGUCGCCAAGGCUCCUGACGAUGUCGAGUAUGCGGGGAGUGAGGUAUCUUGGGGUCGCCUCGAUCGCUCACAGCUCGAGCAUAUUGCCUCAUUAUUGGUUGACCUUAUCCCACCGGCAUCUGGCCUAAGCUCGGCGGCAGACAUGCUGCAGCAGGCAAUCGAUGGACACUAUCCUUCUAACGACGCCGAUGGGAUGGACGGUCAUGAUGAGGAUGUCAAUAAUUUGAAAGAUGAAGAAGACUGGCAUCGUCUCGAGGCAAAAAUGCGCCAGCAUUCACUUAGAAUAUCCGCGGCAAUGAUUGAAGGAGUGGAGCACGCCAAACUUCGAUUGAAGUUGACAAAGGGCCGAUCUCUCUUUGGCAGAGUUCACGCGAGAAAUAUAGACGAGGAGAACCAGGCGUUUUCUAUGCGUCCAGGAGAAGCGAGUUUUCUCGAGUCAUAUCGAGACGUCUUCGAUAGUUGUUGUGUUCUAGGCCAAGAGAAGGAUGGCACGGGUGAAGAAAAGCUGCUCGACCAUUACAUCCGACACAGACCGCAAGUUGCAGACCUGGAUCAACUCACGGCUGAGACGCAUACUGACACGCUACGCUAUUUUCUAUUGCUCCAUUCCCAAACCCUCAUGUCGUGCUUAGGAGACGGACUCCUCAAGCUCCUCCUUUUCAUCGAGGAAUGCUAUGCACGUCCGAAGCGCCUGCUCAUUCCACGAUCAAGUUCCCUCGACAACUUGCUCAAAGUAUUUGUUCGUCUACGACGCAUCCGACAAGACAGUGUCAGCCAGAAUAUGGACUCUCAAACAAACAUCGAACUUGGAUCCGCAUUCUACCACCGAAAGAAUCCUGACCAUCUCCCACCUGCCAACUUCAUGGAGACUAUUGGAGACAACAUUCGCAAGAUCAGCUCCGUCUUUCGCACCGAUCAUGCCGCAUACGGACUCCGAGGUGCCUGUGCCAUCAUGACCAUAGCCAUUAUUGGGUUCCUUCGAGAUUCGCAGAACUUUUAUUUCAGAGAACGAUUUCUCUGGGCAUUGUUUGCCAUCUUGCUUUCCAUGGGCCGCACUGCCGGGUCGUCGACUUUCCUUUUACUGGGCCGCGUACUUGGUACAAUGGCCUCCAUGAUAACGAGCUACAUCAUCUGGUAUAUUGCCGACAAAAAGACCCCUGGUAUUUUGGUCUUCCUCUGGUUGUGGUUCGUUGUCAUUGGCUAUCUAUUCGUCAAAUUUCCUAAAUUCUUCAGUAUAUGGUUCGUUGCUCUCGUGUCCGCGAUCGUCAUGAUAGCAGAUGCACUUCAGAUCCGCCAGCUGGGUAUUGAAGCCGUCUCGAAAGCCGGACAAGCGGUUUACCCGCCAUACGUAAUCUUCCCCUAUCGACUUGCUGUCGUCACCCUCGGCGUCGUCACCGGCUACUUCUGGACACUCUUCCCCUACCCCCUCUCCGAACAUUCCGAACUCCGCGAAGACGUAGCCAGAUCCAUGUACAUGCUAGCCAACUACUACAUGUGCAUCCAACAAACACUCCUCACCCGUCUUCACGGCACCUUUGGCGACCUCAGUGACAAGACCAGCCACGGCGCCCACCUCCAAACCGCGCGCCGUCGCAUUUUCCGCAAAUACCAAACCCUAACCACCAGCGCCAAGACAUACUUCCAGUUCCUCGACUGGGAAGUCACUCUCGGCGGCCGCUUUCCCAAACAAACCUACCGCGAGAUCCUCUCCAUCCUCGAGCGCCUCAGCAGCUACAUGACUCUUACGAGCUAUGUGUCCCGGGCACUCAAACGAUCCCCUGCCACGUCUUCUUGGUGGGUCCACGACGGGACUGGCACGGUCCAGACUCAUCUUACCCCCGAAGGUGUCACGACGAGAAUGAUCAUAUUGCAUUCUGCUCUGAGUCGGGCGCAUCCACUGCCGCCGAAGCUGAGGGAGUUGAAAAUACCGGACCUGAGUGAAUUCCUGAGCAGGGGUGUACCUGCGGAAGAAGGGUUUGCGAGCGCGGCACUGAUCCACAGCGUUAAUUGGUAUAUCAUUCGCGAUGCGAAUCGGCUGACGCAGUUGGUGAGGGAACUUGUGGGAGAGCUUGACUUUUCGUUCACUGUUGAUCCUGAGAUCCCUGUCGCUCCAUCAACUGCUGGUAAUUAGGGUAUAAAAAAAAAAGGAUGGCCAAAGAGCGUCCGACCAUGCUGGAAAAAAAGGAGCGAAGUACUUCAUGUGUAAUUAUGUAGCGGUCUUCGUUACCCCAUC